AUUUACUCGAAAUAAAUCAUGUUUUGUUUGAAUUUCACCAUGUAAUGACUUAACUUCUCUCUCGUCACGUUUCACAUCAUGUUUUAGAUAAUAGGAUUUAUGUUUGCUGGCAAUUACCAUGUGAACUCUAUUACGGUAACUAACUCAAAGGCAGUCAUGUGAGAUGUGGUCUUUGGGAUCAAGUUGGAUGGGAUCUUCUGUAGAGAACAGCAGUCUGUCUGACUCUUUCAACAGCUAACCACCUAACAUGUCCAGAUUACGUUUCAGAAAUGUAUUUUUUGCUAGAUUAUGUGCAGUAUGGUGUGCUUGGAACCAGUGACAAGUGUAUCCUGACCUCCCUACUCUGUGUUGGAGGUGUCUGUCUCUGCAGCCAAUCAAAUGUGACCACAGUUCAACUCGGAAUUGGUCUCGUUCAUGUCUACCUGUCCAGAUUUGAAUAGACCGACAUUAUAAGUAGGACUGACCCCAAUUAUUUGUCUGGUCGAUUGUUUGGUGGUUAGGCUGUUUGUUGGUCAACCAAGAUUGUUUUAGUCGAGCAGUAACCAAUAUAUACAGUACCAGUUAAAUGUUUGGACACGCCUACUCAUUCCAGUUUUUUUCUUUAUAUAUCGUCUCUUCACUGUUGACGUUGAGACUGUUUUUUUUUGCGGGUACUAUUUAAAGAAGCCGCCAGUUGAGGACUUGAGGGAUAUCCUUGUCUCAUCGCGCAUCAGGGAUUCCUGUGGCGGCCGGGCGCAGUGCGCGCUGACCUGGUCGCUGGGUGUACGCUGUUUCCUCCGACGCAUUGGUGCGGCUGGCUUCCGGGUUGGAUGCGUGCUGUGAAAAGAAGCAGUGCGGCUUGGUUGGGUGUGUUUCGGAGGAAGCAUGGCUCUUGACCUACGUCUCUCCCGAGCCCGUACGGGAGUUGUAGCAAUGAGACAAGACAGUAACUACUAACAAUUGGAUACUACGAAAAGGGGAUGAUAAUAAAAACAUUAACAAUUCAACUUUCUGACGUAAUUUUUUUAAUUAAUAUCCCCCUUUUCUCCCCAAUUUGGUUGCAUAGGUCUAAGUAGUAGUAAGCCACAUAUUUCAUUCCAAUUUCGUUCUGACCCACCAGAGUCUCUGGUGGCACAGCUAGCAGUGCAGUGCCUUAGAUCACUGCGCAACCCGGGAGGCCCGUGGGUCAGAAGUUUACAUUUGGAAGACCCAUUUGCGACUACGCUUUCACUUCCUGACUCAUGUCUUGAGAUGUUGCUUCAAUAUAUCCAGAUAAUUUUCCUGUCUCAUGAUGCCAUCUAUUUUGUGAAGUGCACCAGUCCCUCCUGCAGCAAAGCACCCCCACAACAUGCUGCUGCCACCCCUGUGCUUCACAGUUGGGAUGGUGUUCUUCAGCUUGCAAGCCUCCCCCUUUUUCCUCCAAACAUAAUGGUCAUUAUGGCCAGACAGUUCUAUUUUUGUUUCAUCAGACCAGAGGACAUUUCUCUAAAAAGUACGAUCUUUGUCCCCAUGUGCAGUUGCAAACUGUAGUCUGGCUUUUUUAUGGAGGUUUUGGAGCAGUAGCUUCUUCCUUGCUGAGUGGCCUUUCAGGUUAUGUCGAUAUAGGACUCAUUUUACUGUGGAUAUAAAUACUUUUGUACCUCCAGCAUCUUCACAAGGUCCUUUGCUGUUGUUCUGGGAUUGAUUUGCACUUUUCGCACCAAAGUACGUUCAUCUCUAGGAGACAGAACGCAUCUCCUUCCUGAGCGGUAUGACGGCUGCGUGGUCCCAUGGUGUGGAAGUUUACAAUUUUGUUUCUGAGGUCUUGGCUGAUUUCAUUUUCCCAUGAUGUCAAGCAAAGAGGCACUGAGUUUGCAGGCUUGGCUUGAGUCUCAUUCUCGUGCUCUCGGUUUGUUCAUCGAUGGAAAGUUUGUCCGUUCUGCAGACAGACAGACAUGCAAUGUGACCGACUCUUCUGGUGGUGCUGUAUGUAGUACUGUGUGUGCUGUGGAUGAGGAUGCAUCCCUGUCUGUGUCCUCUGGGGCCAGUGGCUUCAAGGCCUGGAGUGCUUUCCCCUGUCAUCUCAGAGCCAAGACUCUACUCCGGUUGGUGAGUAGCCUCCAGAGACACGGUCAGUGUCUGUCAGAGCUGUGUGACCUGGCCCAGUCUCCCAGUUCCCCUUCAGCACUGGUCAGACUGCUGCAGUACUACUCCGGCUGGGCUCAGCUCAGAGACUCACUCAUUCCCGACUGGACACCACGUGGUGUGGUGGUAGUGGUUGUCUCUGACGACUGUUCUCUGUACUCUCUCAUGCUGAAAGUCUUACCUGCACUGGCCAUGGGCAACGCAGUGGUGGCGAUCCCUGGCGUGGGGACAGCGCCUCCUGUUCUGUUAUUGGCUCAGCUGUUUGUGGAGGCGGGACUUCCUGCGGGGGUGCUGAAUGUGGUGACGGGCAGCGUUUUGUCGCUGGGUUCUAAAGUGGCUCAAAACCCGCACGUCAGCUAUGUCACUUACAGUGGCAACAAAAAGGAUGGAGAGAUUCUGUGCAGGGCCACAGCAGGCAUGGGUGUUCCCGUCUCUCUCUCCCUCUCCCUCGGAGCCACCUGUCCCUUCAUUAUCUUUGAGUCUGCCGAUAUCGACAGCGCCGUGGAUGGAGUGAUAGAGACCGCCUUUAAGAAGAACAGAGAGUGCCAGUGGAUGCUGUGUGUCCAGGAGUCAGUGGUGGACAGUGUUGUAGCCCGUCUGAAGGUUCGGAUGGCAGGGAUGAAGAGUGUUCCUCUCCUGGCCGAGGGGGACCGAAAGCUGGUGGACGCUGCAGUACAGGAGGCCCAACAGCAGGGGGCCACGCUGAUCCAGCCGUGUCCCCCGCCCUCCUCCGGUGCUGCCUAUCCCCCCACGGUGCUGUGUGGAGUAGCCCCCUCCUGCACCUGUGUGGUGACCCCAUCCCCCGGCCCUCUGUUGCCCCUCCUCUCCUUCAGGAGCCACGGGGAGGGUGUCACUCUGGGGAACCACAGCCCUCACGGCCAGGCUGCCUCUCUCUGGACUGAAGACCUAACUCUGGCUCUGGAGGCUGCCAAGAGCCUGUCUGUGGGUGCAGUGUGGGUAAACUCCCACUCUGUGAUGGACCCUUCCCUGCCUGUCUCUGGCCACAAGGAGAGUGGCAACUGCAUCGAUGGAGGGAAGGAGGGUCUGUUCCAAUUCCUCCGCCCUUCCUCCUCGCCUCCUCUACCCCGCUCCUCUCCAGCCUCUGUUGAUUACUCCACGUUUGGAACGGCGGCAUCCGCGGCCAUCAUUCCAGAGGGAUCUAAUUCAUCCAGUACCCCUCGUUCCUACCUGCAGUAUGUGGGGGGGAAGCAGUGUAAGUCUGAGUCUGGCAGCAGUGUGUGUGUCCUGGCUCCAGGGGGAGCUGUUCUCGCCUACUGUCCCGACGGGGGGAGGAAAGACGUUCGCAACGCCGUGGAGGCGGCCAUUAAGGUCCAACCUGGUUGGAUGAAGAAAAGCCCUGUGGCCCGAGCUCAAAGCCUCUUCUCUCUGGCUGAGACCUUGGAGAUGAAGAGGCGGGACAUGGCCAUGUCACUCCACUCCCAGACAGGCCUCUCAUUGGAGAAGGCGGACAUGGAGGUGGAGCUGAGCAUCGCUCAGCUCUGUGAUUGGGCCGCUCGCUGUGAUAAGGAAAGGGGCGGAGUUCCGUCCGUCCCACAGUCCGGUUCGGCUCUGUCCAUCCCCGAGGCUCUAGGAGUGGUGGGUGUGGUUCUCCCUGACUCCUCCCCCCUCCUCUCUAUGGUCUCCCUGCUGGCAGCUGCUGUUGCCAUGGGCAAUGCUGUCAUCAUGGUGCCCAGUCCAAAGUACCCCCUGCCUGCUCUAGAGUUCAUCCAGGUUCUCCAGUCCUCAGAUCUUCCAGGAGGCGUGGUCAGCAUUAUAACUGGUGGCAGAGAUCAGCUGACCCAGGCUCUAGCCAAUCACAGUGUCAUCAAGGCCAUAUGGUACUGGGGGAGUAUGGAGGGUUGCCAGUUCCUACAGCACACGUGUGCCAGCCCUCUGAAGAGCCUGUGGCUUCACUGCCAGGAGAAGGAUGGAGGGAGAGACUGGGCCCAGCCUCAUGCCUCACUCCAGGAAGAGAUGUGGAGACAGGCCGUCCAGUGGAAGAGUGUCUGGAUCCCCACUGCUUAGAGAGAGAGGGCGGGAAAGAGACAGAUGGGAGACAGUAGAGUGAGAGAUUAAGUAUAUUAAAACAAUAACAUUUAUUUGAAGUGAAGGGGGCGGGGGGUUGUAAGGGUCAUUCUUAGUCGCGUUCUGGGAAGGAUUUUAUGUAACGGCACUUGACUAUGAAACCUUCUAGGCUGUUCCAGUGGUUUCCUCCCAUCAGAGGACUGUAAUACUGAUGACUCGGUGGUAAAUGACACCAGAUACAUGGAGAGAUGUUAUAACCUGUAUGGAUCACUGACUUCUACCUCCAGUGCUCCUAUGUCUGGUCUGAAUCCUUAAUAGCACUGGCGGUGAUGCAUUCUCUACAGGAAGCCAGCUUUAGUCAGCCAACAAUGCCUUCAUCGUUUUGCCUUAUACUGUAUGUUAUCAAUAAGAGAUUGAGGAAGAAAAAGAAAAAAAAGUAGAUUUCUGCCCCCCAUGAGAAGUUAAUACAGCUGUACCCGAUUAUUAGUACCGUAUUAUGUUCAACUGUAGUAGUGUUCAUAAUCACAAACGUAAGACAUUCCUUUUGUGGGGAUCUUCAAUCGUGCCGGAUAGGCCAGGCCUACUGUGUCAGCACGAGUAGUCUUCACGUUUUUGUCUUAAUUUUUUCUUAUGUCCAAUUAGACAUUUUUAAAUAUAUAUGAUUUAAAAAGAUUCUAAAUAAAUGUACUUCUGAUGUUCAAAAGCCCUAAUUAAAAGAUAAUCACCUCA
Messenger RNA from Oncorhynchus keta (chum salmon), 4857 nucleotides. RefSeq names its product aldehyde dehydrogenase 16 family, member A1 (gene aldh16a1). Gene Ontology annotation, molecular function: oxidoreductase activity, acting on the aldehyde or oxo group of donors, NAD or NADP as acceptor. The record is from RefSeq and is a predicted model, not a curated record. NCBI's taxonomy places the organism in Eukaryota, Metazoa, Chordata, Actinopteri, Salmoniformes, Salmonidae. The transcript is spliced from 17 exons. The coding region runs from base 1804 to 4128 and encodes 774 amino acids.